AUGGCCAAUUGUGUGGGUUUUCACACUCAAAUAGCCUCCAUCAUGGAGGUGCUAGCGAAUGCAGCCGUGUUAGAGAUCUGUAAACUCGUAGACGACGACUACGCAGUGUUUCGUCUGGAAGUAACUCAAAGCCAGAAAGAAAACAGGGGAUUGCGGAGGAAACUACAUCUACUGGAACUGAAGGUAGCACGGGAGCGCGCAGAGAGGACAACGCGAGAGCGCGUCGUCGCCAGUCGACCCAGUAGUGUCAAGAUCCUCGACCGAUACAGAGGAAUGGCAAGAGGUGAAGGACAUCUCACUGGAGGCCACAAGAGCUUUGUGAAGCCAGCAGGACACAAUACAUGGAGAGAGAACCAAACAAUCACUGUUGAUGAGGGGAGUGGAACCUCAACCCAGCACGUUAUCGUGAUAGAGGCUGCAGGUCCUGGGGUCAAGCAGGAGAGGACUAAAGGAGAGAAGGAGCCACGGCACAGCGGAGACAUCCAGACUAGAGAGCCCCCUGUAGCCACGGAGGACCCCACCUCCGCCCCAGUGCCGUGUAGGACCCGACCCAGCGUCACCGAGGUCAGUGGAACGCCGAACACCGUCCUCAAGUCAGAUACAGACACUGAGACUUUAACUGCAACACACAGGCUCUUACACACAGGAUCUGACCACAGAUCAGACCCAGAGAGACUGGGGCUCGUACCACUGGUCUGUCCUCCUGCUCCUGGUUCAGAGUACUUACCCGUAUUUCACCAGAGCCAAAGAACGGUUCAUUCCCGUGGAGAUGGUGAUGGUGACACGUUAGACACGGGUGGGGAUGUUCCAUCUUGUUCUUACGCAACAGAGAUGGACCCUGACAACAUGCCCUUGGGUUUAGACACACAGGCUGAUCUGUCCAGAGGGGACUGGAACCAUUACAGUAGUAGUGGAUAUUCUGAAGGGUGCCUAAAUAAGAAAGGGGAGGUUAUAGUUAUAGAUGAAGUGACUGUGAAAGUGGAGGGCAACUCUCCUCUGACCUUGAAUGCAGAUGAGACUCACUUAGGGGAAGGACACUCACAAGGCAGAGAUUUCUUAGAUUACAGGGAAAGCUUAGAGACAAAUCCAAAUGUCGCAACCCACUCCCCUUUACACACGCUCAGGGAUCGGGACCCAGUGUCUACGUUGAUGGGGCCUUCUGAUUCACAGGGCUGCAUCCUUUUCGAUCAGGUAUUGAACUCAAAGGACCAAAGGGCCAAUGGGAGGGGUGGGGGAGCGACAUCAGGCAGUAGUAAAGAGAAACGGUUCCUCUGCAUGUUCUGUAACAAAGGCUUCAGCUGCCUCCAGAAGGUGGAGAUCCACCAGAGGGUCCACACAGGGGUGAAACCCUUCAGCUGUACCCAGUGUCACAUGUGUUUUGCUGAGGCUGGCAAUCUGAAGAGGCACCAGAGGGUCCACACAGGGGAGAAACCCUUCAGCUGUACCCAGUGUCAUAUGCGCUUCUCCCACUCGUCCAGCAUGAAGAGGCACCGGAGGGUCCACACAGGGGAGAAAUAUUAAAGCUGCCCCGAGUGUGAGAAGAGGUUUUCCCAUCAGAACUAACUGAAGAUGCACAUUUAGGUCCACAUGGGAGAAAGGCUGUUCACCUCUACGCAAUGUGGGAAGAGGUUCUCAGAGAGGAGCUACCUCAGGAUACACCAGCAGAAAAACCAUUCCACUAAAUAGCUUAUGAUGUUUAGAUCAAACCCUGCAUUAAAGACAGAUUCAUUUUCAGUAUUGUCAGCUGAAAAGAUCCACAGAUGCAAUUGGAAUGACGAGAGUGACAGAUUUCAGUGUUGAAUAUCCCUGGGUAGAAUAUUGCAUCCAGACAUUGUAUUGUAUUUAAGCCUAAAAAGUCUGUUACAUAUUGUGUUUGUACUGUGUAGGCUAUUUGAUGUAUAUUACUUACAUUCAACUACUUUAUUUUUUUCCCCCAAGACAAUUUUUAUGAGAAAAUGAUUGCAGUUUAAAUUUUGGCCUGUCCUGACUAAAAUAAAUGUUGGUCGCCCGA
Molecule: messenger RNA, 2011 nt
Organism: Salvelinus fontinalis (brook trout)
Lineage: Eukaryota; Metazoa; Chordata; Actinopteri; Salmoniformes; Salmonidae
Product: zinc finger and BTB domain-containing protein 18-like
Exons: 3
Coding region: 1-1521 (506 amino acids)
Biological process (GO): regulation of transcription by RNA polymerase II
Molecular function (GO): RNA polymerase II cis-regulatory region sequence-specific DNA binding; DNA-binding transcription factor activity
Source: RefSeq, a predicted model, not a curated record